AUGGCUUUCAGUGGGAAUUGGAUCGGUAAUAACGACCGGACCAUGCAUUCAUUCAGUCCGGCCAGUACCAACCCGGAAACUAGACACUCCGAGACGUUUGCUGAACGAUUUUCCUUCCAUCGACCGUCGAUGCAGCGAGACACACGGGAGAUCCAAGAGGGUGCAAUAGCGCAACCAACAGACAAACAUAAUUCUGUCCUCGACUCUGCGACGGAAAAGUAUACCAAUGAGGAUUCGGAUCUGGUUUCCCGCGAAGAAGUCACCGCUGAGGUCAGAAACCUCGCACGUCAGUGGACACGACAGUCGACUGCCUCGGAGCACGGCCACCCCUUGCAGAGCAAUCCCGAUCCAAUGCUCGACCCCAAUUCCGAGCACUUCAAGCCCCGUGCCUGGACCAAGGCGAUGCUGAGACUGGCCGAAGCCGAGAGUGAGCAUUUUAGAAGUCCAAAGACCGGUGUGUGCUUUAAAAACCUGAGCGUGCAUGGAUUCGGCUCUGGGUCAGAUUUUCAAAAGAGCGUGGGAAAUGUCGCCUGGCAAGCCAUCGGUCUGGCAAAGAAACUUCUCGGUCGCGGGGAACGUCGUAUCGAUAUCUUGCGAAACUUCGACGGUCUGGUCCAAGCUGGGGAAAUGCUUGUGGUCCUGGGCCCCCCUGGGUCAGGGUGCACGACGUUCUUGAAGACCCUGGCAGGAGAGACCCAUGGGUUUGUCGUCGACCCGGAGUCAUAUAUCAAUUACCAGGGCAUCAGCCACGAGCGAAUGAAGAAGAACUUCCGCGGAGAGGCCAUCUAUACCGCCGAACAAGAUGUUCACUUCCCCCAUCUCACCGUCGGGCACACCCUAUACUUUGCUGCCCGGGCCAGGACACCCAAGUUCCUCCCCGGAGGCGCGACGAAACACCAGUACGCUGAGCACAUGCGAGACGUUAUCAUGGCCACAUUUGGUAUUCGCCACACCAUCAACACUCGUGUAGGGAACGACUAUGUCCGUGGAGUGUCCGGAGGAGAACGCAAACGGGUCAGCAUCGCCGAAGCGGCUCUCAGCCAUGCACCACUUCAGCUGUGGGACAAUUCAACCAGAGGUCUCGACAGUGCCAAUGCCAUCGAGUUCUGCAAGAACCUGCGGAUCCAGACAGAGGUCAACGAUGUGACGGUCGCCGUGGCCAUCUAUCAAGCACCGCAGACAGCCUACGAGACCUUUGACAAAGUGAUCCUAUUGUAUGAAGGCCGCCAGAUCUUUUUCGGUCCCACCAACAAAGCAAAGGCCUACUUCACCAACAUGGGAUUCGAGUGUCCCGAACGCCAAAAUGAGGCCGACUUUUUGACUUCGAUGACGAGCCCCGUCGAGCGGAUCGUGAAGCCGGGCUAUGAGAAUAGGGUCCCCCGCUCCCCGGACGAGUUUGCUCAACGUUGGAGAGAGAGUCCCGAGCGACAAGCCUUGUUGGAAGAGAUUUCUCGCUUCGAGCAAGAACAUCCCAUCGGAGGCCCCGACUUUGAGGUGUUCAAGGAAUCACGACGUACCCAACAGGCAAAGAAUACCCGUCCAGGUUCGCCGUACACCUUGUCUUACACGCAGCAAAUUCAGCUGUGUCUCUGGCGCGCCUUUGUUCAGCUCAAGGGCGACCCGAGUAUCACUCUCACUCAGCUGAUUGGCAACUUUUGCAUGGCAUUGAUCAUCUCGUCGGUCUUUUAUGAUUUGGACGAGACAGCCGGGUCAUUCUACUCUCGGAGCGCCUUGCUCUUCUUCGCAAUCAUGAUGAGUGCCUUUGGCUCCGCGUUGGAAAUCCUCACUCGAUACGCCCAGAGGCCGAUCGUCGAGAAGCACAGUCGAUACGCUCUCUACCAUCCCUCCGCCGAGGCGUUCGCAUCCAUGCUCUGCGACAUGCCCUAUAAGAUCACCAACACAAUUCUGUUCAACCUGACCAUCUACUUUAUGACCAAUCUCCGAAGGGACCCCGGUGCCUUCUUCUUUUUCCUGCUCAUUUCGUUCUUCAUGAUGUUGACUAUGAGCAUGAUGUUCCGAGGCAUCGCCUCCGUAUCGCGGACCCUGGAACAGGCCAUGGCUCCCGCGGGACUGCUCAUGCUGGCCCUGAUCAUUUACACUGGCUUCGUGAUUCCCACCGACUAUAUGCUCGGCUGGUCCAGAUGGAUUAAUUAUCUGAACCCUGUGGCAUUUGGAUUCGAGGCUCUUAUGGUGAAUGAGUUCUCUGGGCGGACGUAUCCAUGCGUUGGAGCUAUGCUGGUGCCGAAUUACCCCGGCGCGGACCUCGCCAACCAGAUCUGCUCGGCUGUUGGUGCUGUGCCCGGCCAGACCUCGGUCGAUGGCGACACUUAUAUCCAGUCCGCAUACAAAUACAACAAGGCCCAUCGCUGGAGGAACUUUGGCAUCCUGAUUGCGUUCAUGAUCGCACUCAUGGUGGCCCACCUGGUCGCCACCGAAUACAUCCAGGCGAAGAAAUCCAAAGGCGAAGUCCUGGUGUUCCGUCGCGGGCAUAUGACCACGGCCCUCACAUCUGGUAACGCUGGAGACAUGGAGACGGCUCCGACCGGGAAUGCAGCUCGGGUUGAAAAGACUGGCGUCGAUGUGUCCAACGUGAUUCAAAAACAGACGUCCAUUUUCCAAUGGAGAGACGUUUGCUACGAUAUCAAAAUCAAAGGCGAGCCGAGGAGGAUCCUCGACCACGUCGAUGGCUGGGUCAAACCUGGCACACUUACGGCGUUGAUGGGGGUCAGUGGCGCCGGAAAGACGACUCUCCUCGAUGUCCUGGCCAAGCGAGUCACUAUGGGUGUUAUCUCCGGUGAAAUGCUUGUCGACGGGCGCCAGCGUGAUAGCUCAUUUCAGCGGAAGACGGGCUAUGUUCAGCAACAGGACCUCCACCUCCAGACCUCGACCGUCCGCGAGGCGCUCCGCUUUAGCGCCGUGCUCCGCCAGCCGGCAUCAGUUCCGUAUCAGGAAAAGAUGGCCUAUGUGGAGGAAGUGGUUAAAAUCCUGGACAUGGAGGAGUAUGCUGAUGCCGUGGUCGGGGUGCCAGGCGAAGGCCUGAACGUUGAACAGCGAAAACGACUGACGAUUGGAGUCGAGCUCGCAGCGAAACCUCAGCUGCUUCUCUUUCUCGACGAGCCCACCUCGGGCCUGGAUUCGCAGACCUCCUGGUCGAUUCUCAAUUUACUGGAGAAGCUUACCAAGCACGGUCAAGCCAUUCUGUGUACCAUUCAUCAACCGUCGGCAAUGUUGUUUCAACGCUUUGAUCGACUCCUCUUCCUGGCCAAGGGAGGCAAGACGGUCUACUUCGGACCAGUGGGCCACUUGUCCACAACCCUCAUCAGCUAUUUUGAAAAGAACGGAGCAGAUCCGUGUCCUCCUGGAGCCAACCCUGCCGAGUGGAUGCUUGAAGUGAUUGGCGCCGCUCCGGGGACAUAUUCCGAGAUCGACUGGCCGCGAAUCUGGCGUGAAUCGCCCGAGUAUCGUGAUGUCCAGGCGGAACUCAACCAGAUGAAGCGUGAACGGUCCAAGAUGGCCCACGCCACCAACUUCGAACAGGACAAGACCAGCUAUCGAGAAUUCGCCGUCGGUUUCCCCAGACAAUGGUUCGAGGUGCAGAAGCGAGUCUUUGAACAGCACUGGCGAACCCCUCGCUAUAUCUAUGCAAAGUUCAUCAUGUGCAUCGCCGCCGGCUUGUUCAUCGGAUUCUCCUUUUUCAGGGCCAACAAUACGCAGCAAGGUCUCCAGAACCAGAUGAUCGGCAUUUUCAUGUUGAUGUCAAUUUUUGGCCAACUCGUCCAGCAGCUGAUGCCCCUCUUCGUCACCCAACGAUCCCUGUACGAGGUCCGCGAACGACCUUCGAAGGCGUAUUCAUGGCAAGCCUUUGUCAUCUCCAACGUGGUCGCCGAUAUACCCUGGAGUUUGGGCUGUUCCGUGUGCCUUUAUUUCUGCUGGUACUAUCCCAUCGGCUUGUGGCGCAACGCAGAGCCCUCCGACGCUGUCGCCGAGCGAGGAGCCCUGAUGUUCCUCCUGAUUCUGACGUUCCUGUUGUUCACAAACACCUUUGCCCAUAUGAUCAUUGCUGCAAUCGAUACUGCUGAGACCGGCGGGAAUAUCGCGAAUUUGUUAUUCUCCCUCUGUCUGAUAUUCUGCGGUGUAUUGGUCGCUCCCAAUGCCCUCCCAGGGUUCUGGAUCUUCAUGUAUAGAGUGUCCCCAUUCACCUACCUGAUCGGCGCCAUGCUCGCGACGGCCGUCGGCGAUGCCUCCGUCACAUGCGCCGCGAACGAAUACUUGUCCAUCGACCCUCCCUCCGGCCAGAUGUGCGCAGAGUACAUGGAUCCCUACAUCUCGACGAUGGGAGGGUACCUGCAAAACGGCAACGCAACGGCCGACUGCUCGUACUGCAGAGUCGCGGACACCAAUGCGUUCCUGGCCGGCGUCAGCGUCAACCCGAGGGAUUCCUGGCGCAAUUUCGGCUUCAUGUGGAUCUACAUUGUAUUUAACUUCUUCAUGGCCAUCGUCUUCUACUGGCUCGGUCGUGUCCCCAAGGCGUGGAAUAGCAAGAUCGGCGAAACGUCGACGCCGGUCGACUCGCCUGCGCCGGAAAAGAAUGAAGAUGUGAAGGAUUCGGAGCGAACCACCUCCAGCCCUGGCAGCGACGAUGGCCAACCGGCAGAAAAGAGUUGA
Molecule: messenger RNA, 4665 nt
Organism: Rhinocladiella mackenziei CBS 650.93
Lineage: Eukaryota; Fungi; Ascomycota; Eurotiomycetes; Chaetothyriales; Herpotrichiellaceae
Exons: 2
Coding region: 1-4665 (1554 amino acids)
Biological process (GO): transmembrane transport
Cellular component (GO): membrane
Molecular function (GO): ABC-type transporter activity; ATP binding; ATP hydrolysis activity
Source: RefSeq, a predicted model, not a curated record